CUUGUUUCCGGGUUUCCGAGAAGAGAGCGAUAAAACGGUGUCAGCAGGGAGUAUGGCUCUGCUGGCAGGUCAGGAGGGCAGACCUCUUGCGGACAGAGUUUGCAGGCAGCCGGACUGCGCUGACAUUGACAGCUGGAAAGUAAACAGCUCGGUGCAAAGCAGCUAACUGCGGCUAGCUCCAGUGAACCCGCCGCUAGCCGAUCUGUUGAAACCAUCGACAGCUAGCUAGCUAACCUGCUAGUGUCGCUGGUAACUUACGCCAGCACAGCUCACCAGCACCCUCCCAUCAUUUUUUUGGAAGGGGGGUUAGACUCUCCCCUACGAAGGAUUUCUACAUCGACACUUCCCAUUCAUGUUGUUUAGGAGGACGAGACUAGCAAACAUCCGCUUGUUCGAGCCAGGGAGCCAGCGUAUUGUUCCAGAGACGGUGAAGUCACCGGCCUUUAGCCCACACAGAACGGUGCCAACGCAGAGUCAGGAUGCCUAUUCCUCCCCCUCCUCCUCCUCCAGGACCCCCACCCCCUCCAACCUUCCAUGAGGCAAACACAGCUCCUCCCAAACUGAGCUCAUCUGAGGCAAAAGGCAGAGGAGCACUGCUGUCAGACAUCCACAAAGGCGCCAAGCUAAAGAAGGUCGGCCAGGUCAAUGACCGGAGUGCUCCUGUUAUAGAGAAAUCUGGAGGAGGUGGUGGAGGUGGCGGUUUUGGAGGUGGAGCCCCAAAGGGAAUGGGCGGCCUUUUCCAAGGAGGUGUGCCAAAGUUACGACCAAUUGGAGACGGUCCUGCUGGUGGUUCACUGGGCAGAUCUGCGCUACGGCCCCCGGGGUCCCGGUCAGCGGCUCCUCGUCCUCCCACAGGCCGGUCCACCUCACCGUCACCCCCCAACAAGCCCUCUCCACCAGAACAUUCACGCUCACACCGCCCCUCGCUGCCUGACAUAUCCCACUCCUCCAGCGGUAGCAGUGGGAUGAAGCACAGCACCUCUGCACCACCGCCUCCACCACCCUUUAACAGAGGUGGCCGUGGAAAUGCCCCACCUACCCCAAGCCAGAAAGCAUCUCUUGCACCUUCCUCAUCCUCUUACAGCAGAGAGAAACCCCUUCCACCAACACCUGGAAGAGGCCCAGCCCCGCCCAGCAACGUAAAACCUCUGUCCUCCAGCAGACCACCUACUGGAGGCUCUUCUGCUCCUCCUCCUCCCCCGCCAUACAGACCACACACAUCUGGUGGUGUCUCGAAUGGGCCAUCCCACGGCGAUGGAGGUGGAGCUCCAGAGCUUCCCCAGAGGAAUAACUCCCUUCAUAAAAAACACACAUCAGGAGGCAGCAACCAAGGACGCAGCCAUGCCCCACCACCACCUCCAUCAUUAUCAUCGUCAUCCUCUUCUCAGCAGUCUAACAGACCACCUCCACCUGUCAGAGAUCCACCUGGACGCAGAACAGCUCCCCAGGCGCCCACCCCUGGGUCUCGUAAUGGCAAUCGGGAUGCCCCUCCUCCCCCACCCCCUUACCGUGGCCAUAGCUCAGACUCCAGAGGCAAUAAACCACCACCUCCUCCUUCCUCUUCCUCCAUCUCAUCUUCCUCCUCACGAACCCCAGCUGGACCCCCUCCUCCACCCCCGCCAGUCCGGAAUGGUUACUCCUCCAGCUCCUCCUCCAAGUCCAUCAUAGAUGAUUUUGAAUCCAAGUUCAACUUCCACCCUAUUGAAGACCUUCCACCUCCAGAGGAGUACAGGCCUAUCAACAAGGUCUACCCCAGCAAGACCAACACGGCCGUAAGAGGAGCUCCUCCAGCGCCGCCAGUGGGCAGGUGAACAGACCUCAGUUCGGGACUUGAACUGUGUCGUUGAGGAGGAAGCGGUGAAGCACUCGAAUCAUAAACACACUACAUCACAAACAUACACUAACAUUGAGCCACCAGCUGGAAGCAUCAAGGUGAACACAAAGGAAACACUACUACACCACGCAGGUUUGACACUACUCAGCGGUCACUUUCAGUCUUUGCACGAGAGAACAAAAACCACUGCCUGGGACCACUUUGAUGACGACUCUGCUGACUGAAUGCAGAGGCUUCUGUUUGACAUAUCGGGACCAAACUCCGAACACUUCCAAAUCUCUGCAUUCCAUCUUUUUUUAUACUUAUUCAGAAUAAUAAUAAGAAUAGUUGUGAUUUUUCAGAAUAACAUAUUUUCUUUUUUCUGUUAUGUUAUUGCUUUUUGGUGUCAGCAUUAAUUUGUAGGGAAUAUGAGCAGAUAAACUCAGGUUUUUCCCUAAAAAUUUGUACUGCCACACAUGUGGGGCUUAUUGUCGGUUUGUUAAUUAGUAUUUGUCUUGAAUAGCCAUUCCAUCAGUGCCAGGUAAAGGUGUGCUUGAGUCGGUGUGCCAAAUGCAGGUGGAGUCUCACGAACGGUUCACCAUGACAGCAGUCGCCACACACUUGUUCUGACAUUUAGAAUUCUUUGAUUGUAGUCUUGCCUGUUUUUGUAACUCUAUCCUGUAUCUGGGGUUGUUCAUAUUUGCAUCUUCAGAUGAUGUUGCACAGCAGCUAAACUGCUUAACCGAGACACUGUGCAUGACCCUGACAUACGCACCUUCAACAUCAGGACUACAUCAUGUUGAUGCAACAUAAAACUGAUUUGCCCCUGAUGGUUCUGACAGGUUUCCUUCACAUAGCCAGCAUAUUUCUUCAGGCUCACUGUGGGUUCUGUGUGGGCCACAUUUUAGUCCAACACUAAUUAUUUGUUUACUGGACCAAGGUUUGCAGACCAUUUUUGGAGGAGUUUACAAGGGAUCAUCUCUGUUUUCGCAGGAAUCUUCUUCAAGGGAAGUUGGUCUGAAAGCUCAGCUCUGCUCUGAUUCAUGAUUUGCUGCUGGUGGCCCUUUCGAAGAAGGACCUCAUAGCCAGAGAAAGAUAAUGUGUUGUUGAAUUGCUAUGCAAGCAGCAGUUUGUAGAGAUUGUAGAUGGUAGCAGCUAACCAAAAACAAAAAUCGUAAAAAAAAAAAAAUGCAGGAACACUUAAGUGCCAGAGAAUUGUUGGAAUAUAUAUGGAGGUCCUCUCUUUUCUCCCUUUGAAAGCAUCAAGCUUCACUUAAAACACUAAUGACAUCAUUUUCUACAGUGCACAGCACAAAAAGUGAACAAAAAGAUCCUGGCUCAGGUCAGACUGUCCAUUCUCAGUGAUGCAGCGCCUCCUGCUGGUAUUUGCCUUACACAAAUCUGUUGUCACUCAUCGGUACCAGUGAUUAGUUUUUUGAUGAUGAUGACGACGACAUAUAUUGGGGGAAGAUGAUGACAACGGAGUAAAUAAGAAACAAGUCUAUUUGAAAAUGCAAUAAAUAUUGUAUAUUUACUUUAAGGAAUAUGGUAAUCAUAGUUAUUGAUCUAUUUUUAUGUUGUAAAAAGCUUGUACUAUAGGAAAAGACAUGAUUAAGAGUUCUAACAAUGUUCCAGUGGGUGAGCUUUGGUCUGACAGACUGGAUUCUUGUUGCACUUCUCUGGACAUUUGGCCAUAAAGGUGAAUGAGCUGAAUUGAUGUAUGCGAGGUUUUACCAAUGAGCCAACAUUUUUGGGGUCUGGUUUUCAAAAAAUCAGAUCGGCAGGUAAUUUAGUGAAGGUGAUAAGUGAUGCACCUCUGCUUCUUUUUCUGGAUCAUGUUCACCUUGAUACACAGAUGACCCCUCUACUUAUCUCAUGUUCUCACCUUGUCCACUCUGAAAAGCAAAAACCCUGUGGUCAUUCACGUUAUCAGCCAUGUUUUUAUCAUUUGAAAUAAUUUCAAAUAAAUAUAUUCCUGUUGGGAAAGGGUACCUGA
Maylandia zebra (zebra mbuna) is the source of this 3809-nucleotide messenger RNA. NCBI's taxonomy places the organism in Eukaryota, Metazoa, Chordata, Actinopteri, Cichliformes, Cichlidae. The record is from RefSeq and is a predicted model, not a curated record.